ACACACGCUUAGACGACCGAUCCGACGAAAAGCGGAGCACGAUCUGAAUGCGACGACUUCUACGGAAAGAGACUCAGAAAGCGCCUUGAUGAGCGGGUCCCUACUGGCGGGGACCUCUCACCCGCCGACCGUUGACAUGAGGGGGAAAGUGGUAGUAGUAACGGGAGGAAACUCGGGCAUCGGGUAUGCGACGGCCAAGGCUCUAGCUGUCCUGGGAGCUCACAUUAUCCUCGCAUGUCGCUCCGAACAGAGGGCUCUCGCGGCAAUCCACAGGAUGAAGGGGGAGACAUGUACGGACGGAGACGGGCGGCGGAGUAUCCUUGUGGAGUACAUGUACCUGGACCUGGCCUCGCUGGAUUCCGUCAGGAGAUUCUGCUCCACUAUCCGUGACAGAGACCAGUCCUUGGACAUCCUCAUCAACAAUGCAGGCAUAUCCUGGGCACACUACGGAUUGACAGAAGACGGGUUUGAACAACAUUACCAGAGAGGACGGGUGACUGCCCGAGUGGUGUUUGUUGCAUCUCGCAGGCACGCACAGGGUGUUUUCGACCCCAAGAACAUUAACGGAGAGAUUUCCUACAGUAGAUAUGCUUUCUACAACCACUCCAAACUCUACAAUACAGAUACCGAGAUGUCUCGCAAUAUGGCUGACAUGGCUGUUAUGUCUGUCUUCGCAAAAGCCCUAAAAGCUUUCUCUAUUGGUUGGAGGAGUGCAGAGAAGGGAGCAGCGACCUCUCUCUACGUGGCCACCGAGCCUGGCCUCAACUCCCAGCAGUGCCAUUACUACAGUGACUGCAGAGUCAGGCACAGCAGCCCCCUCUCUCGGAGGGAGGAGCUGCGGCAGUUGUCGGUGAUAGAAGUUGACCCCACCCACACCAGUAGAAGCCACGCCCACCCUAAACAAAUCAGCAGUCAGGGUCUGGCAGUAAAGGAGUAUGUGAGAGCAGGGGCGGGGCAUCAUGUCCCGAGUCCAGACGACCUUCGACCUCUGGGGACUCUAGUCCAAACAAUGGACUACCUAAUGAACAGUGUCACUAUGAUGGAGGACGUUCCGUGGCAUGUAGUCUAUGGUUUCGUCAACAAUCGCUGUCAGUCCGUGAGACAAGACAUCACCUAUCAGCAACUGGAGGGUCCUCAAGUUCUACACAUAUACAAGCUAUCAGCAAAGUUCUACAUCUACGCUCAGUACAGGUGUGACGACAAUAAUGCCAGGAUCGGUGACAAGAUGAUCUACGCUAGCACAAAGGACAAUAUCAAAAAGCAAUUUUCUGGAAUUGGAUUGGAGUUCCAGGCAAACGACAGGGGUGACAUGGAUUACGACACGUUUGCAGCAGAGGUCGUGAAGAAGGCAUAGAGCUGUCACGCUUAGACAGAACUUUUCACAGAUACGCUAAUUGUAAUAUUAAUAUUGUGUAUCCCUCUGUAGGUAUUAUAUGUAUGUAUACAUAGCCGUUAUUUCCACUGUUGUGAAACUUUGAACAGCCUAGAAGACUUUUUAAUGAGAAGCAGUUGUGCUCCACGACGGACGUUGUCAAG
Geodia barretti is the source of this 1536-nucleotide messenger RNA. The record is from the annotation of a GenBank genome assembly. NCBI's taxonomy places the organism in Eukaryota, Metazoa, Porifera, Demospongiae, Tetractinellida, Geodiidae.